Paramecium pentaurelia is the source of this 580-nucleotide messenger RNA. The record is from the annotation of a GenBank genome assembly. Lineage: Eukaryota; Ciliophora; Oligohymenophorea; Peniculida; Parameciidae.
GUGUAUGAACUAGGAUUCUUAAUUAAGAUCAAGGUUUACUUUUUGGUUAAGUGUCAGCAAAGACUAGAAUAUUGAUAAUUUUAGUGAUUAACUGAAAUAAAUAGGUAAAAAUAUAAACAUAUCAAAGGUUCAUUUGGAACAGCUAGAGAAUUUUGGUCAUACUAUUCUUAUAUGGUUAAACCUGAGAAGUUACCUUUAGGAGCAUAAUUUUUCUUAUUCCAAGAGUAAAUUUAACCUGUAUGGGAAGAUCCAUAAAACAUGAAUGGUGGUAGAUUAAUACUUAGAGUAAAGAGAGGAUUUGAAAAUAGAGUAUGGGAAGAAUUAAUAUUGCACUAUUUAAGUGAUGAUAAUCCACAUUUACAAGGAGUAUGUGGAAUUGUAAAAAUUAAUAUUUAUUAUUAAGAUUGCUCACUCUAAAAAGAAUUUUAUACUAAUCUCAAUAUGGAUUAAAGAUUAAAAUAAAUAUCCAAAAUUAUUAGAAGAAUUAACAAAAUGGAUAACAAAUUGCCUUGGAUUAUAAAAUAAAAAAGACUUUGAAUAUAUUGCUCACCCAUAAUAAUAACAAGGAGAAACUUAAUGA